Messenger RNA from Solea senegalensis (Senegalese sole), 3238 nucleotides. RefSeq names its product SRY-box transcription factor 3 (gene sox3). Gene Ontology annotation, molecular function: RNA polymerase II cis-regulatory region sequence-specific DNA binding; DNA-binding transcription factor activity, RNA polymerase II-specific. Bases 1502 to 2404 code for a protein of 300 amino acids. The record is from RefSeq and is a predicted model, not a curated record. The transcript has a single exon. Gene Ontology annotation, biological process: cell differentiation; regulation of DNA-templated transcription; anatomical structure morphogenesis. Lineage: Eukaryota; Metazoa; Chordata; Actinopteri; Pleuronectiformes; Soleidae.
AGAGAGAGAGAGAGAGAUGGCCUGUCCCCUCCACAAGAGGUCGUUGAUGUAUUAAAGUUUUUUCUGCAACUCUGCAGACGCAGCCACACGAGUCGUGUCGUGCACCUUUUGAUUUAAUUCCCUUUUUUUGCGUUUGUUUUGUUUGUUUGUUUAUGUGUGCUGAUGCUUGUCUCAGCCACAAAAGAGCUCUAUAUAUAUAUAUAAAAGAGAGUUUUUAUCUAUACAAGGCUUCCCUGGAAGGACAACAAACAUAAAAGAAAUAAAUUAUAAUGAUGUUAAUAAUGUGAGAUUAAAAACUUCAGAAAAUAAGGAUUCAUUUUUCUUUAUUUAAAAAAAAAGAUAAUUAACUGAUUAUAUUUUAAUCUGACAAGCAGUUCACAGUCGUUAUUCUGUGUUAUUGAAAACAAUAAUCAUGGAAAGUAAUAAACUUUCUAAUGUGAUCUCAGGCCAUCUUCCAAUAUUUAUUUACUUGUUUGUUUUAUUUAGGUUUGCAUAUGAAAGGUGUGAAGAUAAGUGUUUGUUUUUUUUUAGCAAAAAAAAGACCAAAAAUUUACUAACUCAUAUAACCUUAUUAUAAUAAUUGUUAUUACUUCUUGUCAUUAGGUAAAUAUUUCCUGGGAAUUGUAAUAGAAAAAUUACAAACGCGUGUUUCACAGCAGGUAGAGAAUAAAGUUUUUUUUUUUUUAUCUGCCAUGGGCGCAUUUUUAUUCCAAUAAUCCACUUUUUUUUUAAUUGAACUGAAUUAUAUUUGCGCUCAUAUUCAUUGGGGUUUUGUCUUGUUCGGAUCCGCCUCUGUAAUUAGGCUCAUUUAUUGACAUUGAUGUUCCCCUGCAGCACAUGAGCAUGUAUGCAUUUUUCUUUAUUUAAACCUGACAUAACCUUCAUUUUCCCCUCUUCGCCUGCAAUUUGUAUUCAACUGGGUCCCAAAUAUAUUUAUAAAAGGACACUUUUUUAAUUUAAUUUGUUCCAAAUGUAAUAUUAAUGCAGACAAAACACCCCCAUCUAGUUGGUAAAUGAAACAAAUUGCCGGAAAUAUCCUUUCACUGCUCAUCUACACUGAUUAAGAUAAAAAGGAUUGUAAAUGUAAAAUAUUUGCUUGUUUUAAAACUUUACCUCUCCCUCCUCCUCCUCCUCCUCCUCGCUGCUGCUGCGCGCUCCGGUUUGUUCCGCGGUGCUGCGCGCUGAUUGGUCGCCCGCUCCUCAUUGUCAUGCUGUCAAUCCGCAUCACAUGGUGCGGCCACUAGGCCUAUUAACACAUGAGCCUGGAGAACAAGUUUACAGACUUCUGUUUCAGAGCCGUGGGGGACAGAGCAGCUGAGAGCGCAGAGAGAAACCAGAAGCACCUGCAGACACACUUGCCUCUUCAGGCACAACUUUUUUUUUCCUCCAUCAUUCUCUGACACUGGUCAGUACUUCUACCUCUUUUUUUGACUUUUGGCGCAGUUUUCUGAACUUUUUGUUUUCUUCAUGUGCCUGUGAGUGAACACUAAAAGCCGCCAGAAUGUACAGCAUGAUGGAGACCGAGAUCAAGACCCCGCUCCCGCAGUCCAACUCGGGCUCGGCGCAGGGCGCAAAGAACAACAGUGCCAGCGACCAGGAGCGCGUGAAGCGGCCGAUGAACGCCUUCAUGGUGUGGUCCCGGGGACAGCGGAGGAAGAUGGCGCAAGAAAACCCUAAAAUGCAUAACUCUGAAAUCAGCAAGCGACUUGGCGCUGACUGGAAACUUCUGACCGACGCUGAAAAGAGACCAUUUAUCGACGAGGCCAAGCGUCUGCGCGCGAUGCACAUGAAGGAGCAUCCGGAUUAUAAAUACCGUCCCCGCAGGAAGACCAAGACCUUGCUUAAGAAAGACAAGUAUUCUUUGCCCGGGGGACUGUUGCCGCCCGGAGCCGGUGCCGUCAACAACUCGGUGUCGGUGAGUCAGCGGAUGGACGGUUACGCGCACAUGAACGGCUGGACAAACAGUGCGUACUCGCUGAUGCAGGACCAGCUGGCCUACCCGCAGCAUCACAGCAUGAACAGCCCGCAGAUCCAGCAGAUGCACCGGUACGAGAUGACGGGCCUCCAGUACCCGAUGAUGUCCUCGGCGCAGACCUACAUGAACGCCGCCUCCACGUACAGCAUGUCCCCGGCGUACACGCAGCAGACCAGCAGCGCCAUGGGACUGAGCUCCAUGGCGUCCGUGUGCAAGACCGAACCCAGCUCGCCGCCUCCGGCCAUCACGUCCCACUCUCAGCGGGCGUGUUUGGGGGACCUGCGGGACAUGAUAAGCAUGUACCUGCCUCCCGGCGGAGACAGCGCGGAGCACUCGUCCCUGCAGAGCAGCCGGUUACACAGCGUCCACCCGCACUAUCAGAGCGCAGGGACUGGCGUCAACGGGACGCUACCUCUCACCCACAUCUGAGAGCAACAACACAAAGAAAAGACUUAAAACUUUUUUCCACAAAAAAAGUACUUCGGAUACUUGAACUUUUUUUGGUUGCUUAAAAAAAAGAAAGAAAGAAAGAAAAGAAAACAGCGUUCAAACAGUUUUGUUUAAACAAAAACACACACAUAAACUCGCAUCUCCUGUCUGAGUUGUCCAUUUAAAAAAAAAAUAAUGAAAUCGUUUUUUUAAAAAAUGGAUCGAAACUGAACCUUUGAGCCCAUCAGAGUAAAUGUGGGCGUUUUAUCACAAGUUAAAGCAAUCAACACAUGUAGAAGAAUUGUCCUUCUAUAUUUUAAAUAAUGCCAUAUUUUCUCUCUAUGAAAAGGCAUGUGGCCUCGUGGAGAGGCUGGUGUAUUUCAGAAAAAAAACAAAAAAAAAAACUGGAUGGAAAGUUGGUUCAUAUGUGUUUACACUUAAUUUGUAGAAUGUCAGUUUGUCUCGAGUCCCAAAAUGUUUAUUUUGUAGUCUCUUCUCUUUUGAUUUCCUCCUCCCUCAUGACUUUAUAGGUUUAAAUGAAAUGUUAAGACUGUGCGGGUCGCAAACGCAAAGUUUUAUUUAUAGUACUAUUAUUUUCUUUUCUUUUUCUUUGUUUUUUUUUUAGCUUGUGAACCCGAUGUUUUUGUCACGUGAAAGAUUUCUCAAAUUUUGUUUUUGUAAAAAAAAUAUUGUUUUGUUCUGUGAUGUUUUUUUUUGACAGUGUCAUGUUUACUCAUUAUCCCCGAACGAAAAAGUUUAUUUAAACUGACGUUUCUACAUAUUUUAUGACCAUCCUCUAUUCUUAAAUGCUGAAUAAAUUUGUACGAAACUUAA